Molecule: messenger RNA, 2632 nt
Organism: Scaptodrosophila lebanonensis
Lineage: Eukaryota; Metazoa; Arthropoda; Insecta; Diptera; Drosophilidae
Gene: Vha100-5
Product: V-type proton ATPase 116 kDa subunit a
Exons: 4
Coding region: 99-2549 (816 amino acids)
Biological process (GO): vacuolar acidification; proton transmembrane transport
Cellular component (GO): vacuolar proton-transporting V-type ATPase complex; vacuolar proton-transporting V-type ATPase, V0 domain; plasma membrane
Molecular function (GO): ATPase binding; proton-transporting ATPase activity, rotational mechanism
Source: RefSeq, a predicted model, not a curated record
UCGAGUAGGCAGGUUCGAAAAUCGCGUAAACCAAACCAUAAAUUGGCAUUGUAGCACGUAUUUUCAUCACAUCAACGCACCUACCCACAACGUUCAUCAUGGGUGACAUGUUUCGUAGCGAGAAAAUGGCGCUCUGCCAGUUGUAUAUACAACCGGAGGCAGCCUAUGUUUCCAUUGCCGAGCUUGGCAACCUCGGUUGCGUUCAGUUCCGUGAUCUGAAUGAGCAUGUUAAUGCCUUUCAUCGGAAGUAUGUGAACGAAGUUCGACGCUGCGAUGACAUGGAGCGAAGGAUACGCUAUAUUGAGAAUGAGCUGCGAAAGGAUGAUGUGAAACCACCAAAGAUGACCGAGGAACAGGAACCGGGUGCACCCAAUCCCCGCGAGAUUAUCGACUUGGAGGCUCAGCUGGAGAAAACGGAAAACGAGCUACGCGAACUGGCCAGCAAUGGUGCCAGUUUGAAUGCCAAUUAUAGACAUAUGCAGGAGCUGAAGAACGUACUCCAGAAUACAGAGGGUUUCUUUUCCAGCCAGGAGGUUAUGAAUCUGGAUAGUAAUCGCUAUAUAGACCCACUAGAUCCGGUUAUGCAACAACGCGGUCAAUUGGCUUUUGUGGCGGGAGUCAUCAAACUGGAGCGCUUCUUCUCCUUCGAACGUAUGCUAUGGCGCAUAUCGCGCGGCAACAUCUUCUUGAAACGCAGCGAUAUUAGUGGAAUGUGUGAGGAUGAGGAGACGGGCCAGCAGGUGCUGAAGACCGUCUUUGUGGCCUUCUUUCAGGGCGAUGAGCUUAAGCAGCGCAUCAAGAAAGUGUGCGCAGGCUAUCAUGCCUCCGUCUAUCCCUGUCCAAGUUCGCAUGAGGAGCGCACGCUCAUGAUUAGGGAUGUCAAUACUCGCCUGGAGGACUUGAAGAUGGUGAUCAAUCAGAGUGCGGACCAUCGCAGUCGUGUUCUACUCUCUGCAUCAAAGCAUGUUUCAGCCUGGGCCAUUAUGGUACGAAAAAUGAAGGCUAUCUAUCACAUACUCAACUAUUUCAAUCCCGACGUGACGGGCAAAUGUCUGAUUGGUGAGGGCUGGGUUCCCAGUCGUGAUAUUUUUCUUGUGCAGAAUGCGCUAUCGAGUGCCUCAAAGCAAGCCGAGAGCACAAUACCAGCCUUCAUGAAUGUCAUACAGACCAAUGAGAUGCCUCCGACUUACACACGCACAAACAAAUUUACCCAAGGCUUCCAGAACCUAAUCGAUGCUUAUGGCAUGGCAUCAUAUCGUGAGGUGAAUCCAGCCCUAUAUACCAUCAUAAGUUUCCCUUUUCUUUUCGCCGUUAUGUUCGGCGAUAUGGGUCAUGCUGUAAUAUUGCUAGUAUUUGCACUGUGGAUGAUCAUUAAGGAGCAAAAACUGGCCACCAUUAAGGAGGAGAUUUUCAGCAUAUUCUUUGGUGGUCGCUACAUUAUCCUUUUAAUGGGCUUAUUCUCACUCUAUACGGGCUUCAUCUAUAAUGAUGUGUUUAGUAAAUCCAUGAACAUAUUUGGCUCAGGCUGGAUAAUUCCCUACGACAAUGAGACCAUGGAAGAUCCCACAGUGAAAAUGUUACAGUUGCGUCCCAAAUAUGCCAGUGUCAAGACAUACCCAAUGGGUAUGGAUCCUAUAUGGCAAAUGGCUGACAACAAGAUCGUAUUCCUUAACACAUUCAAAAUGAAAUUAUCUAUCAUUGUUGGAGUGAUUCACAUGAUCUUCGGCGUUUGCAUGUCGGUUGUGAAUUUCAUACACUUCCGCAAGUACAUGAGUAUUAUUUUGGAGUUCUUUCCCCAAAUCCUGUUUCUAGUGCUGCUCUUCGGAUACAUGGUGUUCAUGAUGUUCUUCAAAUGGGUUGUCUACAAAGAUGACACUACGGAUCAGGCACUAACGCCAGGCUGUGCUCCUUCUAUUCUUAUUCUCUUUAUCAACAUGAUGCUGUUUGGACAUCAAGAGCCACUCGCAGGCUGCAAGGAAUAUAUGUUCGAAGGUCAGGAAUCGUUGCAGACCGUAUUCGUGCUUGCGGCCCUGGUAUGCAUUCCGUGGAUGUUGCUUGGCAAGCCGAUCUACAUCAUGAUGACAAGACCCAAGCACGUAGCAGAACCUGGCAAGCCUGCAGUAAGCAGUGGAGGGGGCGGGGGUCAUGGCGGCCAUGGCUCAGAAGAUGAGCCCAUGGGCGAGAUUUUCGUACAACAAGCCAUACACACAAUUGAAUAUGUACUCAGUACAAUUUCGCAUACGGCCUCCUAUUUGCGUCUGUGGGCCCUUUCUUUGGCGCAUGCACAACUUUCUGAAGUGCUCUGGAAUAUGCUCUUCUCCAUUGGAUUUAAGUCCGAGGGCUUUACAGGCUGUAUAGUUAUUUACUUUUUAUUCACGGCCUGGUCAGGACUUACGGUAGGAAUUUUGGUACUCAUCGAGGGUCUGUCAGCUUUCCUGCACACACUCCGAUUGCAUUGGGUCGAGUUCAUGAGCAAGUUCUAUGAGGGCGGAGGCUAUGCCUUCGAGCCAUUCUCCUUUAGGGUUAUUCUGCAAGCAUCGGAAGAAUAAUGAAGUUGCAGUACGCAAUGAAGUAAUUCGAGAAUUAUUUUCUUUUACGGUGUAUUUGAAAUAAAUCCGCCUAAUAUGCAUAA